Molecule: messenger RNA, 3250 nt
Organism: Ruditapes philippinarum (Manila clam)
Lineage: Eukaryota; Metazoa; Mollusca; Bivalvia; Venerida; Veneridae
Exons: 6
Coding region: 477-1181 (234 amino acids)
Source: RefSeq, a predicted model, not a curated record
AUUCUCCGCCCGGAAGUAACAUAUUCUACUUCCGCUGGAAAUUGGGUGACAGUUCUGUUUUACAGUCCCAAAUUUGGGCACUAAAAGGAUUGUUGUCAACAAGCAGAAUGACGUUAAUUUGUAGAAAUAAUAUAACUGAAUUGUGUGAGAAAUGGCGGACUGUCAAUUUGAGAUUGUCAUUCACUUAACGAAAUUUGUAACGUCUUGCGGUUGUCUCCCUUUAUUCUCACUUAGUCAAAAGUAGGCUCAGAAGAAGAUUGUAAGAGUGUUUGAAGAAUGGCUUUUAAUGAGAAAUAAACACUUGACUUUUGCUCUGCAUUAUGUAAAUAUGUAGUCUGUGUACUGAUGUAGUCAACACUUGUAACAUCAAAAUGUUAUAGGGUUUUUUUUCAUGUCUGUAAAUAUCUCAAAAAAAAUCUGCCAUCAAAAACUUAAGAAGUUAAACUAAAAAACAUCCUUAAAUGAAAUAAAUCAAUAUGGGAGAUCCUUCUUUGAGGAAGAGCUCUGCAUUAAAACGACUACGUAGUCAAUUAAAGAAAAAGCAAGAAUCUUUAGCAGACCACUUCGACUUUAAGAUGUAUGUUACAUUUCACUUCAAAGAAAAGAAAAAGAGUUGUGCAGUUUUUGAAGUAGAAGAGGUACUCCCAGUGAUGACAAAUAAUUACGAAGAAUGUAUAAAGGAAGGAGCAAAGAAUGAGUCAUACUCUGAGGAAAGUUCAAAGGAAUUGAUAGAAAAAGAUAUAGUGCAAUUCCAUGCACCCAGGUGGCAACCAUUGAGGAGGGAUUUGAUUGGUUGUACAACAGAUGUUGAUUAUUUUCUCUGGCCACGGAACGAUAUUGAUAGGAUUGAAUGUAGCCUAUUCUCAAAAUGGAAAGAGGAGCAAGGCCCAUUCAAGAAAAUAGAGAUGGAGUUUGAGUUUCUACAGAGAGAUAUUGAGAAGCAAGCUGUGUUUUUGUUGACGAGGAAAGAAGAUACUGGACUUAUCAUUAGUAACCCUGACCAGAACAUGUUUCUGUUCAUUGACCGACUUAAUCUACAGACCCAGAAGAACAUGGUAACAAUAUUGAAGUUAGCCAGUGUAUGUGUAUACCUACCACAAGAUCAACUUAUGUACUGGGGAGCUGAAACCAUUGAACAUACUCUAAACUCACUGAUGAAUACACAUAGCAGUCAGAAUUAAGACAAUUUGUUUUGUUUUUGAAGGUCGUGGGAAUGUUUCUGAAGAACUUUUAUCUAAAACAUUAUGUAAUGGACUUUGUAAGCUUUUAUUUUUGGAUAUUUCACCAUAAUCCUGCUGAGUUUCUUAAAUGGACUUGUCCAGCUUACAUUUUUGGAACUGUCCAUUAUCAAUUUUAGGUACAUCAAGAUGAAUAUAUGAAGUUGGUCAGCCAACAGUGUAGAGCCUGGUCAGACUGCACUGAUAUGCAGGCUGGCCUGGCUCUAUACUGGUGGCACAGUCUUAUUACUUUUGGUUCAAGCAGGUUAUAGGUUAAUAGAUUUCAGUAUCAAAAUGUUAUAUAACUUACAGAGUCUGGUCAGACUUAAACAAACAUACAUGUUUACAUUGCUGGAUACUUGUAGCAUUGGCAACGGAAUUGUUUGAAUUCUAGAAAUAAUAACAUCAGUGGUGAUUUGUUUUAUGGCUUGACUAAGAAUAGGGAUAGAUAUUGCACUCACCCCGGAGCUGGUGCUAGUGUCACAUUUUGGUUAUAUUUUUUGUGUGCAAGUUGGUAUUUCUAAAACUACUGAAGGAAAUAGGUUAAAACUUCACUAACUUAUAUGAGAGCAUAAUACUUGACCACUGUCAAAGGCCCAUAACUCUAACAUGGAUUUUGAUGGAAUUAUGGCCCUUUUGGAACCUCCUGAAAUUUUUCAUUAUUAAGGCUCUUAUUUAACUAUCAAGCACUAAGAAUAGUCGAGCAGGCUGUCAAACUGACAGAUCUUGUUUUUUUUGUGAUUUGACUGCAAAUAUGAUAAGAUUUCAAGUUUGAUUAUAGAAAAUAUAUUAUGUUUUCUUUAAAGGAUUGGUUAUCGCAUUAUAUUUAUUUUGAUUUGGCUCGCAUAAGUUUAGUUUCAGUGUAAAUAAUAAAAUGAGAAUAUGAUUUUCAUGUACAGAAAUUUGUAAGAUUAAUACACUUUUUUUCAUGCAUUAGUAUUUGCUGAGGAAACUCAACAUCAAAUACUGUCUGAGGAAGGCUACUGAUCAAAAUGCUUGAUAAACAGUGUAUGGGUCUUCUUUGUGUAUACAUGUAGUUUACCAUAUGAGCCGCGUCAUGACAAAACCAACAUAAUGCGUAUGUGACCAGCAUGGAUCCAACCAGCCAGCGCAUCCGCGCAGUCUGAUCAGGAUCCAUGCUGUUCGCUUACCAUUUCUAUUACAAGUAGAGAAACUGAUAGCGAACAGCAUGGAUCCUGAUCAGACUGCGUGGAUGCGCAGGCUGGUCUGGAUCCAUGCUGGUCGCAAACGCAUAACGUUUGUUUUGUCAUGACACGGCUCAUAUUUUUAUUUUCAAAAUAUUUGUCUUAUUAUUAAGUUUUGUGAUUGUCAAAAUUAUCACAUAUGCUUAUUACUAUAUUGACAUUUUGUUUUCAAUCAAUGUUGUUUACACUCAAAAUAUUUACAGAGUAGAGCUAAAAUAUAUAAUUUAAGUUAUUUAAUUAAAUUAAACAUAAAUUAUGAUUUGAUUCAUAAAUGAAUAUGUGAGAUAAAAACUAUUUUAAGUUUAUAAAAUCAUGAUUUUGUCAAAGACCUCAUCUUUCCUGCUGACUAUGAUUGAAAAGUGCUGAAAAAAAAAUAUUGGUUUUUAAUCACAUUUUAAAAAUGUAAUAUGACCGUGAAAACUUAAAUAGAAAAUUUUAAUAUUGAUUUAGAAUAAAUUUUUUGAUUUUUUUAAUCUAUUUGGUCACAAGAGAGACAGUAUACCUAGACUUAUAGGCUUCAUUGUUUAAUUAGGAGAUGAACUAUUUAAAAAGUUUAGUAAUGAAAAAUAAAUUUGCCUAAUUAGAUAAAUUUAUACAUGUAUCAUUAACAUCAAUAGGUCUGCAUAUAUUAUUUUUGUCCCAUUUUGUGUUUCUGACUCGACUGUAAGCUAAAGAUACUUAAAUGCAAAAUACCCCAUGUAUUGAAAUAUAUUUUAUAUAUGACCUUGACAUCUAAAUGACAUUGACCUUUAAGGUCAAAGUUUACAGAUUCAGAAAAUUUCACAAUUAAGUUUGAUGAUUAAGAAAGAUUGAAGACAAUGACUGUCA